Gregarina niphandrodes is the source of this 969-nucleotide messenger RNA. RefSeq names its product oligoribonuclease. Lineage: Eukaryota; Apicomplexa; Conoidasida; Eugregarinorida; Gregarinidae. The coding region runs from base 1 to 969 and encodes 322 amino acids. The record is from RefSeq and is a predicted model, not a curated record. Gene Ontology annotation, molecular function: nucleic acid binding. The transcript has 3 exons.
AUGCCGAAAAGAUUUCACCUCAAGACACUCAAAAAGCCACACCACACAAUCAUCGAUCCUAAAGACUAUCCAAAACAACUUACAAACUACCAGGGACUCAUUUGGAUAGACCUGGAACUCACAGGACUCAACCUCGAAAUAGACACCAUUGUUGAAAUCGCUGUUGUCGCUUCCGAUCGAAGACUCUCACAUUUCGUUAAAGGACCAAAUCUCGUUAUCCAUACAGAAAAAGAAGCCCUCUCACCAUGGUGUCUUGCCACCUUCUCUCAAAAUGGACUGUUAGACGACAUGCUCUCAAGUAAAUUAACCAAUGAACAAGCUCAAGACCAAAUCGUGGAGUUCCUUAAAGGACUUAUUCAUGACGAUAAAAAAUGGUACUUAGCAGGGAGCUCAGUACACGUUGACCGGCAAUUCCUUCUCAAAUGCAUGCCGAAAAUUACGGACUUACUUUCUCAUCAAAUCGUGGACGUUAGCAGCUUCUUGAUCAUGGGCUGGUCAUGGUUACCGAAAGUGAUGCAGACAGCAGGAGGGGUUUUCGAUAGGUAUCAAGCUACCGACGCCCGCGACGAUGGUGACGUUGCUUGCCAAACGAAGGCCGACGAUGGUGAAAAAUCCGCCGAGGUAUCCGAGACGGAUGAGGUACCCGAGACGGAUGAGGUAUCCGAGACGGAUGAGGUAUCCGAGACGGAUGAGGUAUCCGAGACGGAUGAGGCGGUAUCAGAGUCGAACGUAGUGAGUGUAACGGCAGCCGCAAAGCGGACCUCAGUGCCGAUAUCCAAGGCUGUGACCAGGAAGCAAAAUCGGAAGCAAAAAAGAGAAGCCGAAUUUCAACGACAUGUUUUGGGCAAGUCUAGAGUUAAGUCGGAGGGAUCAGAGGAACUUCAUAGGGCGAUGGCGGACAUAAUUUCUUCAAUAGAGAAGCUGCUCUUUGUUAAAGAAAACCUGUACAAGUCCUACAAGUCUAUUUGA